Molecule: messenger RNA, 4234 nt
Organism: Myzus persicae (green peach aphid)
Lineage: Eukaryota; Metazoa; Arthropoda; Insecta; Hemiptera; Aphididae
Product: atrial natriuretic peptide receptor 1
Exons: 21
Coding region: 823-4143 (1106 amino acids)
Biological process (GO): receptor guanylyl cyclase signaling pathway; intracellular signal transduction; protein phosphorylation
Cellular component (GO): membrane
Molecular function (GO): guanylate cyclase activity; ATP binding; protein kinase activity
Source: RefSeq, a predicted model, not a curated record
GCCGACAGAGCCAGUGCGUCGUGUUCGCUUCGCCGUCUCCGUCCGUUCGCGUUUUUACCUCCGUGUCGCCGCUACGCGUGUUUGGCCAUCGGAUAUUAUUAUUACACUGUCGCCGUGAUAUUUAUCCUCGUUUGGCCGUCGUGUCCGACCCGAAGUCGACCCGCCGUGAAUUGGAUUUGAAAAAAAAAAUUCGUUCCGUACAAUAAAUUGUCGACUGGUGUUCGCCGCGAGUACUCCCGAGACCUUAAAUUAUAUACUGCAAUAUAACAUUAGUCCGCUACUGCAGUUGUGCUGAACAACAGUGAGUCUCGUCUGCGGGUUGUAAGUCUUGCGUUGCGCCGGUAAAAAGGGAGAAAGAGCAAGAACAGUACUGUUCUCCCCCGUUUUCGUCGGGACGUGUGUGAUCGUCGUCGAGUGUGGUUGCGGUCGCCGGCGGUUGUCGUAACCAUCGUCAUUUAAAAUAUAGGUGUCGCAGCGACGUCCGCAAAUAGGUUUUAGAAAUAUAGAAAUUUUAGUGAUCUGAUCGCCGCCGGCUAAAGGAUUUAAUCCCGAAAACGAUCGCCGUCUUCCGGACAUGUCCUGCCGGACAACGUGAUCAUCGGCUUUCCGAGGGUGCUUCCGAGGCCGACACGCAACAUAUAUAUCUGUCGCCACCGCCACCACCACAAAACACCGUUGACACACAAGGUUUCCACGUUGAUGGACUAAUUAAAAUCCCGAUAGUCUGUGAUGACAGGUUGGUCAUCAGAUCGUAGUCUAUAAUGCAGAUUCCAUGUUGGAGUGCGGCUAUAUGCCACUGACGAGAAAAGUAUUAGCUCAAAUAUGGAUGCAUUGAUUUGGGUGUUGGUGGGCGCAGUGGUAUUUACGGAGUGUGUGACAUCCACUGCAGUGCCUGGCGUGGUGCGGUUUGCGGUCAUAGCUCCGUUGAAGGCAUCCAAGAACGAAGAGACGUUGGGUGCCAUUUUGCCAUCUGUUGACUUGGCGGCACAAGCAAUCGCUCAACCCAAAGGAUCGUUGCCAGGAUGGAAGAUAUUAAUCGAAAACAGGAAUGGAAACUGUUCAUCUACCGAAGGACCACUGGCAGCAUUUGAUUUACACACUAACAGUGAUCUGUUCCUGGGACCGGUGUGCGACUACGUGAUUGCGCCCGUGUCGCGGUACGCGGGCGUGUGGAAGAUACCGGUGCUGACGGCCGGCGCUCUGGCCGAGAACUUCGACAACCGGUACGAGUACCCGACGCUGACCAGGAUGAUGGGCUCGUACAAGCUGGUCGGCGAGGCCCUCCGGCACAUACUGCACGGGUUCGGCUGGAACGUGGCCGGUCUGUUGUACUACAACCACGGUCUCAACUCGCUGAUGGGCAACUCCAAGUGCUAUUUCACCCUGUCCGCCGUGUUCCUCGCCCUGGGACUGAAGCCCGUGUACAAGAGCUUCAACGACACCGACAGCAGGGACUCGUUCAAAGAGCUGCUCACCGAGUUGUCGCACAGCUCACGAAUUAUGGUGGUGUGUGCCAAUCCGUUAACGGUCAGGGAAAUACUGUUGGCCGCCGAAGAACUCAACAUGAUUGAUAGUGGAGAAUACGUGUUUUUCAACAUUGAGCUGUUCAGCAGCCUGAACAACGGAUCCUUAACGCCGUGGUACGUGGGCAACGACACAGCGGAGCGGAACGAGCGGGCAAAAAAGGCGUACAGCGCACUUCUAACGGUGACGGCACGUGAGCCCGACAACGAAGCAUAUCGCAACUUUUCCGUCGAGGUGAAACGCGUAGCCGAGGAAAAAUACAACUACACGUUUGGCAACGAGUCCGUGUCUACGUUCGUGACGGCUUUCUACGACGCGGUGUUGCUGUAUGGGCUGGCUCUCAACGAGACACUUGCCAGGGGCGGUAACCAGUCUGACGGGACGGCCAUCGUCAAGGCCAUGUGGAACAAGACGUUUACCGGCAUCACGGGCGACGUCAAUAUCGACGCGAACGGCGACCGGAUCGCCGACUAUUCGCUGCUCGACAUGGACCCCAAUACCCACGAAUUCAAGAUAGUGGCGAACUAUAUCGGAAAAAAUCAAUCGUUAGAAUACGUGUCGGGCAUGAGCAUUCACUGGGCCGGUGGCAGAACGAACCCACCGCCGGAUAUACCGGAUUGUGGAUUUGACAAUUCCCUCUGCAAAACAAUGCCUGGUUAUGCGAUACUCAGUAUAGUCCUCAGUUCAGUUGUAGUGAUUCUAGCAAUAGCUUCAGCUCUAAUAUACAGACAUUAUAAGCUUGAAGCUGAAAUUGCAUCUAUGACGUGGAAAGUCAAUUACAACGACAUCAUAAGAGUGCCGCAGGAAAAAUGGAGAACGAGCAUGGCAAGUCUCAUUAGAAGAAACAGCCAAAGGACCGUCAUAUCAGAUGACCUCAUGAGCCUCAUGAGCCAAUGUGACUACGGGCGUCAAAUAUUCAUUCAAACGGCAUUUUACAAAGGUAAUAAAGUAGCACUAAAAACGUUAAAGAGAUCGCGCUUGGAGUUGACGCGUCCCCGGCUACUGGAAUUGAAAAGGUUGAAAGAUUUGCAUCAUGACCAUUUAGUGCGAUUUUAUGGAGCGUGUAUAGAGCCCAAUUACUGUUGUCUACUGACCGAGUAUUGUCCAAAAGGAAGUUUACAGGACAUUCUCGAAAACGACCAGUUUAAACUGGAUUGGAUGUUCCGGUACAGUCUGAUGCAUGACAUUGUCAAGGGAAUGUGCUAUUUACAUAGUAGCGAACUCCGAUCUCACGGGGGUCUCAAGUCUAGCAACUGCGUGGUUGAUAGUAGAUUUGUUCUAAAAAUUGCUGACUUCGGUCUCAGAAGUCUACGAAACAACCAUACAAAUGAAUCGAAUAGCGACAGUGAUUCUUAUGCUUACUGGAAAGGAUUCUUGUGGACCGCCCCGGAAUUGUUGCGGAUCAGACAUCCACCUCCGGAAGGCACGCCGAAAGCAGACGUCUAUUCGUUCGCUGUGAUCGUCCACGAGAUCGUCACCAGACAAGGUCCAUUUUACCUCGGAAACGUCGAAUCGCUGUCGCCUAAAGAAAUCGUGGACAGCGUGAAGAGCAAGGAAAAAUGUCUAAGGCCAAGUGUAGCGGAUUUGAGCUGUGACGAGGAGGUGGGUGUGUUAAUGAAACGAUGCUGGACCGAAGACCCGGCCGACCGACCUGAUUUCACCACACUCAAAGCAGUCAUACGGAAAUUAAACAAGGACUACGAAAGCAACAAUAUUCUUGACAACUUGUUAUCUCGUAUGGAGCAGUAUGCCAACAAUCUAGAAGCAUUGGUCGAAGAAAGAACUGCAGACUAUUUGGAAGAAAAAAGAAAAUGCGAAGAACUACUAUAUCAAUUACUCCCCAAGUCCGUUGCUAGUCAGCUGAUUUUGGGACAAUCUGUGGUAGCUGAAACUUAUGACAACGUGACAAUUUACUUCAGUGACAUCGUGGGUUUCACAUCUCUGAGUGCCGAGAGCACACCACUUCAAGUGGUAGAUCUACUCAACGAUCUUUACACGUGUUUCGAUUCAAUAAUAGAGAAUUUCGACGUGUACAAGGUAGAGACCAUCGGUGACGCUUACAUGGUUGUGUCCGGACUUCCUGUUCGCAAUGGCAACUUACACGCCCGCGAAAUAGCCCGAAUGUCACUCGCUCUGCGAUCAGCCGUUCACAGUUUCACCAUCAAACACAGACCAGACGAUCAACUCAAGUUGCGUAUCGGCAUGCACACCGGACCUUGUGUAACCGGAGUGGUUGGACUUAAAAUGCCAAGAUACUGUUUAUUUGGAGACACGGUCAACACAGCCUCGAGAAUGGAAUCCAACGGACAAGCGUUGAAAAUCCACGUGAGCCCGCAAACAAAAGAAGUGCUCGACACGUUUGGCACGUUCGACUUGGAACUCAGAGGCGAAAUCGAGAUGAAGGGAAAAGGAAAAGUAACGACGUACUGGCUGUUGGGCGAGAAAACUCCAACCACCGAAAUGGCACCUGUGCUGCCUGUGAAACCGAUCGGGUCGUUUUCGAAAAUGCACGCCGCCAACAGCGUCGGGUCAUCGUCCACCAAGUCCGUGGCCAACAGCAUAGCCAACCACAACAAUAUCAGCGCGUCCACGCCGCUCUUGCAAGGCGACAACGGCUAAAAAUAUUCGUCCGAUUUAGUAUUAUUUUUUUCAAAAUUUUUUUUUUUAUAUACAUACAUAUAAAUAAUUAUAUUAUUAUUAUUAUAGUCAC